Mustela lutreola (European mink) is the source of this 1210-nucleotide messenger RNA. Its product is annotated as sterile alpha motif domain-containing protein 1-like. The transcript is spliced from 5 exons. Lineage: Eukaryota; Metazoa; Chordata; Mammalia; Carnivora; Mustelidae. The coding region runs from base 1 to 1011 and encodes 336 amino acids. The record is from RefSeq and is a predicted model, not a curated record.
AUGGGAAGGGGGCCGCGAGGCGAAGUGUUCUUCAGGGUAGCGGGCUCGAGUCUCCGCAGCUACGGCGGCGGCGGCGCGCUGGGCUGGCAGCGGGCGCGGGCCGGGGUCCGGGGGUGCCGAGCGCCGCCGCCGCCGCCGCCGCCGCCACCGCCGCCGCCACCACCGUUCUCCAAAAUAGCCGUUAGCGCCCUGCCAGCGAAGAAGGGGCUCCGGGCGGCCGCACCAAUUCCGGGAGCCGAAAGCAGAGUCCAGGCACCGCCACUUGCGAAAGAGGGAGAAUGCCAAGCAGAGACCGGAUCCGCACACACGUCUACGCGUGCCCACCGGCACCGCGCGCGUCCUCUGGGCUUCCGCGCCGCCCCCGCCAGUGCUGGCAUCCAGAGCUGGACGCGGGAGCGGCCGCCCGAGGAGGACACCCAGCUGCGUGGCCGCGGGUCGGGCCCCAGCUGCGGCAGAGGUGCCGGGCCGGGCGGCGGAGCGCCCAGGGCUCGACGCCGGCCGGAAUCUCUGGGUGUGCGCGGGGGUGCGCGCCGCGGAGGCGAGAGGAGGAGGUGGAAGAGGAGGGCGAAGCCGAAAGCAGGCGGACGGGCUCCCGGGCUGCCCGAGAGAGAGGCUGUGUGUGGUCACGUUGCGCGCUACGUGCUGAGAGCGCGAGCUGCUAGCCGCAGCUGGGCGACGUCAAAGCCGGGUGCGCGGCUCAGCCGCCUGCCUCCGCGCCUCCUCUGCCUCCUCUGCUCCGCCUUCGCUCAGCCUGCCUGUGUCAGCCGAGGAGCUCAUCAGUAUGGACAGCGCCGAGAGGCUCCGCGAGGCCGGCCACAUCCGGCCUCCAGCUUUCCCCGCCGAGGCCCUCCCCGGACUCGGAGCUCCGCGGCGCUGCCGCCGCUGUUAUGCCUGAUGCCGCUGUUUGCGCUUGCACGCGGAAGGGCCGGCUACCAGCCUAGAUCAGGGUGGUUUCAGUGUUUUCACUUCAUGUCGGUGAUUCACAUAUUUUAUCAGGAUUUGCCUGGAUAAGGAUUUUUCUGGAAUUAUACCUUAUGUGUGAUUUUAUAUAUUUGACAGAGAGAUCACAAGUAGGCAGAGAGAAGAGGAAGCAGGAUCCCUGCUGAUCCUGAUGUGGGCCUCGAUCCCAGGACCCUGAGAUCAUGACCUGAGCCAAAGGCAAGAGACUUAACCCACUGAGCCACCCAGACGACCCUUUUGCCCACCUUUU